This is a messenger RNA of Botrytis cinerea B05.10, 853 nucleotides long. RefSeq lists its product as hypothetical. The coding region runs from base 300 to 527 and encodes 75 amino acids. The record is from RefSeq and is a predicted model, not a curated record. The transcript has a single exon. NCBI's taxonomy places the organism in Eukaryota, Fungi, Ascomycota, Leotiomycetes, Helotiales, Sclerotiniaceae.
GCCGGUAGUACUCCAUCGGCGACCGAAACAUGUUCUUCUACAGUCUUCGUUUUGCAGAUGUACGUGUAAAUCGGCUGUUAGAUUGCUGAUGUACAUGAAAAGAUAAUCAUUGAGGAUUUGCAUGUAGACCCAUUGUGAUGUUGGGUUUUCUAUUUAAUGAUUUGUUUUCCCCUUCGGUGGGUUAUUAUUUACACAUUAUUCAACAAUACACCAGUUUUCGGUAUUCUGUUGCAUUAUAACUUGAUCAUCUAUUUUCGUCCACUCAGCAUUACAACAAACAAGUCUUUACCAUAGUCGAGAUGGAGAGAGCUCCUGCUAAUACUUCUAGAGGGAACGGUUCUGGUGGUGCUGCUGGUGGAGCAGGUGGACGACGCAACGGGCCAGGGAAAAACGGGGACAGGGAUCCCACGGGUCAGAAGUCUACACGAAAUGCUGAUGAGAAGUCCGGUGGAUCGCACAGUAAUGGAAAAUCUGGUGGAGAUGCUGGAAGUGGCAACCAAAGGAAGAAGCCGAGGGAUAAUAAGUAGAUGGCAGAUAGCAACGGCAGAGUCACUGCUUCCAUCAUAGAGAAGAAUGGCAACACCAACACCGGCACUGCAUCCAAGAAGCAUCGAACAAUCAAAAUUUAAUUCGGGCAAGAAUGCAUGCGUCAUGGCGAAAUAUCAAAAUAGAUGUUACAUGUCUUGUAGGAGAAAUCAUCUACGAAGCGAAAGGAGAUAUUCAAUGGUUCUUUUCGAACAGAAUCGGAUUGUUAGAGCGGUUCAAUGGUUGAUGCUUUGAGGGGCGGAACUUGAAGUUGAGGUGUUGCGAUGGAAAGCAGCUAUAGCUAGCAUUGAAUAAGACACUUUAUGCA